CUUCCUAUCGCACUGACUGGGGUUGCCAGAUCGGGUGCGCAAUUUUCAGUACAUCGCAAAAUACAGCAGUAGUUAAAUAGAUGUUCUAUACAGCGGGACCAUGAGUGGGAUAGGACGCUCUUUACUAACCACUGGAGGUAACACCGCAGCUAACAGGAGAGCAGAGCCGUGCCCUGACACAACUGAUAUGGCACACGUGUGUGAACACAUGUCCACAGACUGGAGAGCGUUUGUGGAGGAGAGGCUGAGUGGGGAAGCUGAGGGCAUAUUUGUGCUGUUGAAGACCACCAUAGUAAACUUAGAGGAGGAGCUGCGCCGCUCCAAACACGAGAACCAGCGGCUCCAGCGGCUCCUGAACUCGGCUCUGAAAGCUCUGAGCCCGAGAGUCGUGCUUGUCAGAGCCGCUGUCCAGCUCCCCUCUCUGAGCACUGGUCUGAUUCCACACAUUAAAGGAGAACAAGAGGAAGAUCAGCUUCAAGUGUCUGUCCCAGAAUGUAGUACUGUGAGUGUGAAGACAGAAGAGUCCUCGCUGCUUCAACAAAGACAAACUCAGCAGAGAGAGGACAUCAGAGCAGAGACACAUGUACACAGAGAGGACAAACAAGGACAGGACAUCAGAGCAGAGACACACAUCCACAGAGAGGAUGUCCACUCAGAGACUGAGGGAGACAAAGAGCGCCCUUGUGACACUAACAGUGAUGAAGACUGGAGAGCUCCACUCAGCUGUUCACCUGCACACAUGGACACCGGGGCUGAUGGAGAUCACCACAACCAAGUCCAGAAAAGAGCCAGAAGCACCACUGCACAAAACUCACGUCUGUCCCCAAAAUACAAGUCUGCACCCGAGACCAGAGCCACUGUGAGCAAUGGAGACAUGUCAGGAAGUGGUGAAGGAGCUGAGAGCAGGACAUACAAGUGCUCUGUUCUUAAAGAGAGAUUUGAGUCUAAAUAUAAACUACAAAAACACAGGAGAGUUUACAUAGGCGAGAAACCAUUCAGCUGUUCGGUUUGUAAGAAAACAUUUACCCGAAAGGAUAAUCUCAAACCACAUAUGACGACACACACAGGGGAGAAACCAUUCAGCUGUUCAGUUUGUAAGAAAACAUUUGCCCGAAAGGCUUAUCUUGAAACACAUAUGAGGACACACACAGGGGAAAAAUCAUUUGGGUGUUCAGUUUGUAAGAAAACAUUUGCCCGAAAGAUGACUCUUGAAACACAUAUGAGGACACACACCGGGGAGAAACCAUUCACCUGCCCAAGUCUGUAGGAAAAACUUUGCUGAUAGUUCUAAUUUCAAAAAACAUACGAGAGUACACCAUGGACUGCAUACAUAAAUGGACAUAGGUAACCCACUACUCACCAUGUUCCAAAUAGGAAGUUAAUGUGCAGCACUUCUGGCUCCUUCUGACCCUGGCUCCCAUUGAUUUAUAUUGUAAUCUUGGGGCCCCUCUCUCUGUAACUCCUGCUGUGAGCCUCGUCAUUUGGUCUUAAAAUGUUUGUAUUAACCCGCUCUACAGGAUCCUGGGUUUUUUUCUGCUAUUUUGUUUAUUAAAAUCCCUGUCACACA
Molecule: messenger RNA, 1567 nt
Organism: Boleophthalmus pectinirostris (great blue-spotted mudskipper)
Lineage: Eukaryota; Metazoa; Chordata; Actinopteri; Gobiiformes; Gobiidae
Product: chorion transcription factor Cf2-like
Exons: 3
Coding region: 101-1267 (388 amino acids)
Biological process (GO): regulation of transcription by RNA polymerase II
Cellular component (GO): nucleus
Molecular function (GO): DNA-binding transcription factor activity, RNA polymerase II-specific; RNA polymerase II cis-regulatory region sequence-specific DNA binding
Source: RefSeq, a predicted model, not a curated record